This is a messenger RNA of Culex quinquefasciatus (southern house mosquito), 1256 nucleotides long. RefSeq names its product B9 domain-containing protein 2-like. The record is from RefSeq and is a predicted model, not a curated record. Bases 47 to 484 code for a protein of 145 amino acids. Gene Ontology annotation, biological process: cilium assembly. Gene Ontology annotation, cellular component: MKS complex. NCBI's taxonomy places the organism in Eukaryota, Metazoa, Arthropoda, Insecta, Diptera, Culicidae. The transcript is spliced from 2 exons.
AAGCGGUUCCCUUAAAAAAAAUAAAGCUACGUAACUAAAUCCAGCGAUGCCCCGGCGGAACCUCUGUCCCAUCCUGGGAGAACUGUGCCACGCGUCGGAUUUUGAAGAGCCGAACCUGUUCUGCAAAUGGAGCGUCCAGUUCGGGUCCAGUUGGAAAGUGAUUGAGGGUCACUGCGAGGGACAGAGUGUCGCCAACACGGCCCGCGUCGAUCCUCGGCGGUCCAACUUUGGAACUCCGCUCGAUUUGCACCUGGCCUGCCGCGGAAUCCAGGUUUGGCCAAAGCUGCACGUGGAACUGAUUGCGCUGAACUCGUUCGACAACUUUUGGCCAGUCGGGUACGGCUUUGCGUUUCUGCCGACCCAACCGGGGCUGCACUGGAUCCGGAUGGCUACGUGGAAAGUUUCGUCGGCCAACUCGAAAUCAAUUUCCGAUCGGUUCCCGGCACAAAACUUACCUUGCCACUUCCCACAAUUUAAAAAUUAACAGCAGCACCACGGAACACAAACUCACAGCCGCGAAAUUAUUUUGACAUUGACAUGUCAAAACGUGAAUCACAAUUCUUGAACUAAAAAAAUACUAAAAUUUAGGAAUUUUUAAGAAGUACUUCAAUGUUCUAAAAAAAUCCUAAAUUUUAGGAAGAAAAAAUUACUAAUUUUUAGGUAUAAUUUGACAAGCUAGAACAUAAGUUAAAAAAAUACUAAAAAUUAGGAAUUUAUACCUAAUGUCCGUUUUGCGUGUGUGGCUUCAACGAUGACACGGAGAGCCCGGUGCAGACUGUGCCGGCCGUCAUCGAGACCACCACCAGCUAUCCGUGGCCAACGAUCGUUCUGACUACGGCCGGCGGUGAUGACGAGAGUGUCGUUUCGAGAAACCCAUCGGACAGGCCUGGUUCUUCUUCCACAACUUCGGGCAGACCCGGAUCGGACAAGCCAAACGACAACGGAGAACCGUUGCUGACUCCUCCGACCGCUCCGGGCACCAUCUAUCCGGUGCGGCGUGGGGUUGCUGGAGUCACGCCGUCGAUUGGACAGGUUGAGCAACGUUACGGGUGCCUGACUAUGAAAUCAGUUGAUAAAACUCGUGAAGUGAUUCGUCGAGGAUGCGUUCAACUUAGCCUUCAAAGGGAAGACAUUUGCAAGUCUGAUUCCUCUAAAUCUGAACAACAGUGUGAAGUUUGCUCGAGUCAUCUCUGCAAUAAUUAAAUAAAAAUGGUUUUACCUUAUUUUAAGUGACGACAAGGCUGUGUGUAAAUAAA